AUGACUAGUUAUCUGCUGGCACUUGAGAAACGAAGUCUAGAUCGGUCUGAAAGUACAUCUACGCCUGUGUUAGAUCACGAUGCCUUAUCCUCGGCACUCUCUCCACCUCCAACAUCACAUUCCAAUCCUCCCGAAACUCCUAUGCCAGAGGCCCCCGUAGUGGAACCAAUCACGAACCCACUUGUGUCACCUCAGUCAUUCUACCUGCAGGACGGCACUGGUCGCUAUCGAUUUUGUGGACCGUCUUCCACUUGGGCAUUCUCCCAGCGAGUGUUUCUGCUGUUUAAGACUGUGAUGCCGGACUACCCAUCUCCAAACCUUCCAUUUCACGUCGAUGGCAGCACAUGGGCACUAAGCUGGAACCGAACCACCCCGAGCGAUGCAUCACUGUUGGACGGCCUUCCUUCUCACGAUGACUUUCUAUAUCUACUAAGCACGAUCAAGUUCCAUUCCCAUCGGAUGCUUGUCCUUCUGGAUGAAGAUGAAUUCUUCCCUCGUUUGUCUGCAUUCUAUCGGAAGGGGAUGGAUGAGGUGAAAGAAUCCCCCCUUUGGUUUAUUCAAUACUUGCUGCUCAUUGCCUUGGCCAAGUCCUGUCUGGGGACAUCAAGCCAUUCAAGCUCGCCUCCAGGGUCAGUAUUCUUUGAGCGCGCCAUGUCCUUAAUGCCUGACUUUGUGGGGUUGCAUCGACAGCCGAAUCUUGCAAUGCAGAUCCUGUAUCUCACGGCACUGUUUCUGGUGACUGUCGACAUGAAGGAUGCUGCAUACGCGUAUGAUUCACAAAUUACAUGUGCCCUUCCGACAGCAUACGAUGAGUCGGAGAAUGUUCAGUAUAUGACCAUGCAUAUCAAACUAGCGAGGAUCGUGGGCCAUAUCCUGGAUUCCGUAUACACUACCGAGGACACUAGAAAGCGCACAUUCAUUGCAACAGUCCAAUCUGUUCUUAGAGAGUUGGCGCAAGUCUUGCAGGAGAUAGAGCAGCUCACAUCCCACGGCCAAUCUGUCCCUUUCGUCGCAGUUUCGACAAUGAAUUGCCAUUUGUAUCUGACCUACCAUCAAGGGAACGCAAUGGCCCGCUUGCGGCAAAAGGAGCUCGCGCUCCUACAACAAAUGAAAGAAGCAGUCAUCGGAAGAGAAACCGGGCGCCCAGGAGGACCUGACUUCACACCGGAUGCCUCCAGUACUAUACACGCCUUUUCCCCAUUCCAAUCGACGGGUGAAUGGGUUGGAGCCGCGGAGGAUAUUAGUGUAAACCAUGCGCAGAUACUGAGUUUGGCUCAGCAGCUGGAUGUUUUGAGCGGCAGUGACUGGGACAUCAAUUUUGGCAUUGGGGGUGACUCAUGGAUCUAA
Messenger RNA from Penicillium mononematosum, 1347 nucleotides. Its product is annotated as fungal specific transcription factor domain-containing protein. NCBI's taxonomy places the organism in Eukaryota, Fungi, Ascomycota, Eurotiomycetes, Eurotiales, Aspergillaceae. The record is from RefSeq and is a predicted model, not a curated record. Bases 1 to 1347 code for a protein of 448 amino acids. The transcript is spliced from 6 exons.